Molecule: messenger RNA, 3293 nt
Organism: Saccostrea echinata
Lineage: Eukaryota; Metazoa; Mollusca; Bivalvia; Ostreida; Ostreidae
Product: oxygen-dependent coproporphyrinogen-III oxidase-like
Exons: 14
Coding region: 63-1238 (391 amino acids)
Cellular component (GO): cytoplasm; mitochondrial intermembrane space
Molecular function (GO): coproporphyrinogen oxidase activity
Source: RefSeq, a predicted model, not a curated record
AACAAAUAUGGCAGCGCCCUGUGUGUAAGAAUUGACAGUCUAAUGACAGAGAGUAAACAAAAAUGAAACUCCUUCGUACAGCUUUGAUAAGAGCGAGAACUGCCUACAGCUACAGUACACAGUUUGUAUUGAAACAGGGGCAUAGGAAAUUGUUCUUCUGGUCAUGUGGUGCUGUGUCAGUUGGAAUUGCUGGAGUGUCAAUCAUAUGUCACCAUAGCAACAGCAACACGGUAUUUGCUAACAGUGGUAGCAAACUUGAUUCAUCAAAAUGGAUGGCUGAUCCAAUUACAGACAAGGCACUUCUAGAAAAUAGGAGUUCAGACAUGAAGUAUAAAAUGGAAGCCAUGGUGAUGAGAAUCCAGUCAGAAGUUUGCAGAAAACUGGAAGAAAUUGAUGGAGACCAGAAAUUUUUUGUAGACAGAUGGACAAGAGCAGAGGGAGGGGGUGGAAUCAGCUGUGUAAUGAAGGAUGGCCUUGUUUUUGAGAAAGCAGGAGUCAACAUCUCGGUAGUACACGGAAACUUACCCCCUCCAGCUGUGGCUCAAAUGAAAGCCAGAGGUAGGGCUUUGGAGGGCAAGACAUUACCUUUCUUUGCCACUGGAGUCAGCUGUGUCAUACAUCCUAGAAAUCCUAAUGUGCCUGCGAUCCACUUUAAUUAUCGGUACUUUGAGGUGGUGGAUGAGAAAGGAAAAGUCCACUGGUGGUUUGGUGGAGGAACAGAUCUGACACCAAAUUAUCUCUAUGAAAAGGAUGCUGUUCAUUUUCACAAAACACUAAAAGAAGCUUGUGACAAACACAAUAAAACAUUUUAUCCAAAGUUUAAGAAGUGGUGCGAUGAGUACUUUUAUCUUCCUCAUAGAGGUGAAACACGGGGCAUAGGAGGAAUUUUCUUUGAUGAUUUAGACAACGAACCUCAAAGUGAUAUGUAUGAGUUUGUACAGACUUGUGCUGAUGCUGUUUUACCGUCCUACAUUCCAAUCGUAGAGAGACACAAAAAUGAUGGCUACUCUCAUCCAGAAAGAAAAUGGCAGCUUUUAAGGAGAGGUCGAUAUGUAGAAUUUAAUCUGAUCUAUGACAGAGGGACAAAGUUUGGUCUACAGACUCCAGGAGCUAGAUAUGAGAGUAUUCUAAUGUCCUUACCCAACACAGCAAAUUGGGAAUAUAGACAUGAACCAGCUCCAAAUUCAGCUGAGGAGAAGAUGGUCCAAGUACUAAAACAGCCCAGAGACUGGGUGUGAAAGAUAAACAUUUAGUUAAAAAGCCAAAUAUUUCUGUCUUUUGCUUAUAAAUAUGAUAUAGCUUACAUAUUUAGUUUUAAAUGUCAGUGUGGUAGAUUGAUUAAUUUUGAUUUCAUUUUUUAUUUAUGUUUCACAGUUCACAAUGAUGGAUAAUAGGCAUAUUAUAUUACCCCGAAUCUUUCUUGUCCUUUUAAUCUAUUUCCAUUUCAAUAACUCUUUCUGAAGUUAAAACUUUUUUUCCCUUUCUAUGGGUCUAUGCUUAAAGUGAUGUGGCAAUUACAUUAGCCUGUCAGACCUUUUGUUGGAUGCUGUUGUGACAUAGACAUGAAUAUGUUUUAACCUUUUAAAAUUUGUUUUCUUUUUCAAAGUGGUAUAUAUCCCUUUUUUACCAGAUGUUCUUUAUUUCUGGACAGACUUCUGAUAGUUCAAAAUUGACAUGUUAUUGCUUUACUGAAAGAUAAUCUAUGAUUUGUAUACCAGCCAUCAUCACCAGUCAUGACUUUUAACCUGAAGGUUCAUACUUGAUUUAAAUUCUUUUGUAAGUUUAUGAAAGUAGCAUUAUGGUUUCUCACUAUAAUACUUUUGUUACCUAUGCAUGUCUUUUGAUCUUGGUCAUAAAGGGGCUUGGACACAGAUUUGAAGCAUAUUCAGUAUAAUGUCAUGACUUACCUAUUGAUAGAACAUUUCAGAAUGAUAUUAGAAAAUACUUCUUUUAUCUGAAAAUUAUUGAAACUACAGCUUUUGUCUCAUGUUUGAUUUACAUACAUCGUUGCACUUUCACCAAGUAAAAUUUAUCCUAAUUUUUUUUUAAAAAAGUGGAAAAUAUAUUGUGUAGUAAUCAAAAAUAUUAAAAUUAUAAUCCAGAAAAUCAACACACCAGUGUUGUCAGUUUAUGUUUAGUUAUGUGUGCAGGUAAAACAUAACAUUAACAAUUAUAGAUCUCUUACCCAUGUGUACAAACACAGAUGUUUGACAUUAUGUUAUGAAGAAUAUCGUUGAUCAGAAAUUGAAUUUUAAGAAUUUCCAUGUAAUUUUAAUUCAUUAAAGUUAUUUUUUGAAUCAAAUUAGCAAUUUAAAAUUGUGAACAACACGGCAAUGCAACUGUGCCCAGGCCCCUUUAAAUUAUCAGUUUUUCAUAAACUGCCUUUAUAAUUUGUCAUGAUUAUAUCUUCCAACUUAUAUGGUGCAUUACUUUCAUGACUAACCUAAAUAGCAUGUUAACUUUAUUUUUUUACAUAAUAAAUGUAAAUUAUGAAAUUGAAUUGAGUAUCUUAGUGAUCUUUAUCCAGAUAUGUGAAUGGUGUUCAUCAUUGAAAGAAUUUUCUUCUUUGUCUAAAUGUGAAAAAAUAAGAAACGCUUGAUUUGUUCUGAAUGAUAUCAUUAUCAUCAUUCUAUAUGAUUGUUUAUGAAUUCUUUAAAAGAAUUUCUUGACUGUUGAUUUUACAAAGUUUAUGAGAUGUUUAUAAGACAUGUACAUUUAUACAUGUAUCUAGAUCCUCUAUAUAACUAAUCAGAGAAGAUAAAUGUAGUAAAGAUAAGUACCAUCAGUAACAUUGUUACAAGAUGACAUAUUAACAUUUCAUUUCUCAUGUUUCUUGAGCAUGUACAUGUAAAUUUAGUAUUAUCAAGAUAUAUUUUAUACAAAUAUAUUUUGAUUAAAUAUGCAGCUCAAAAAAUGGAUAUUUAUACAGAGUAUGUCAUGUAAACUAAAUAUAUCAAUUCAUCUUCUGAUCAUCUGAAAAAAAUAAAUAAUAAAGCUGUUAUUCCUGCAGAUAAAAUGACAAUGAAGAUACAUGUUCAACAAUUUUAGUAAAAGUGCAAAAUGAUUGUUAUUUUUGAUGAUAUGAAAGAAGUAUAUCAUGCAUAUUGUUAAAAAAUGCAACAAAAUAUUCAGAAUGGUACAGUGUAUCUUGUUACAAAUUGACUUCAAAUUACUGAAGUGUAUCAAGUGCAUACCUGAUGACCUUGUGUAAAUUUUGUACUCUGAAGAAGUACAAGUACUUAUAUUUCUCUUGAUGUGUUCUAAAAAUGACAUGAAUAAAUUUUCUAAUUGUU